Molecule: messenger RNA, 1593 nt
Organism: Fibroporia radiculosa
Lineage: Eukaryota; Fungi; Basidiomycota; Agaricomycetes; Polyporales; Fibroporiaceae
Exons: 10
Coding region: 1-1593 (530 amino acids)
Biological process (GO): phenylalanyl-tRNA aminoacylation
Cellular component (GO): phenylalanine-tRNA ligase complex; cytoplasm; cytosol
Molecular function (GO): phenylalanine-tRNA ligase activity; ATP binding; tRNA binding
Source: RefSeq, a predicted model, not a curated record
AUGGCGGAAGCGAUACAGCAGCUUGUUCUGGAUACUCUCGAUAAAUCCGGGAUCAUUCAAGAUACUCGGACGCUGACUUUGCCCGGAUACACGGAGCCUGCUGCUAGUCAUGAUGCCCAGAUCAUCAUUCUUGGUGCCCUCAACUCGCUCUCCAGUCGUGAGAUGAUCACAUACACGACUCAAGAAACAUUAUCCCAUGUGCUUACUUCAGAGGGCUCGCAAAUAGCACUGCAGGGAUCACAUGAGGCUCGCGUGUGGGCUGCACUUCCUGUCAAAGGUGAAGGCGCGCCAUUGACCCCAAAGCAACUCGAAGAGAGGGUGGGCUCCGAGGCCGCCAAGGUCGGUCAGGGCCGGGCUUUCAAAAACAAAUGGAUCGGGAAAGAAGGAGCUGGUCUUGUCAAGACAGCAACAUCAAUAGAAGACACGACUCAAUUAGAAAUGCGGGAAGUCGACUCUAGCGGCACCCUGAAGGCAGGAGAGAAAGAGCUCGCUGAAUUGAGAAAACGAAAGCUGAUCGUGCAGAGAAAAGGCCAGUGGUUCACUGUCCACAAAGGGUCUGCCUUCAGUACAUCAAUAGAGAAACCCGAGACGGAUCUGACAACCGAGAUGCUUACAACAGGCUCCUGGAAAACUGCGACAUACAAAAAGUACAACUUUGAGGCAGAGGGUUUGCAAUCCAAUGGCGGUGCUUUGCAUCCCUUGCUGAAAGUUCGCGAGGAGAUCCGGAAUAUCUUCUUGGAAAUGGGUUUCGCAGAGAUGCCAACGUCAUGUUUCGUGGAGUCCGGCUUCUGGUGUUUCGACGCCCUUUUUGUCCCUCAGCAGCAUCCAGCGCGCGAAGUACAGGACACCUUCUAUCUUUCCGACCCCGCAACAUCCCUCCCACCACCAGCCGCAUACUACUCUCGCGUGUCCAAGGUGCACGAGCACGGAGGAUACGGCUCGACGGGGUACCGCGCGCCCUGGUCUGACGCAGAGUCUCGCAAGCUCCUGCUGCGCACGCACACCACCGCUUCGUCCGCCGCGAUGCUCUGGAAGCUCGCUGCCCGCUGCCGCGGGGAGGACGAAGACACGUCCGCGGACGAGCCUGCGGCGCACCCUGGCGGCGCGACGCACGGGGAGAGGAAGAGGGACGAUGGCUUCCGGCCGGCGAAACUCUUCAGUAUCGACCGCGUGUUCCGGAAUGAGACCAUGGACGCGACGCAUCUGGCCGAGUUCCACCAGGUGGAGGGCGUUGUCGCAGACCGCGGCCUGACCCUCGCUGAUCUGAUAGGAUUCAUGCGAGUGUUCUUCAAAAAGAUGGGCAUCGAGAACCUGCGGUUCAAGCCCGCGUACAACCCCUACACAGAGCCGUCGCUGGAGAUCUUCGCUUUCCAUCCACAGCUGCGCAAGUGGGUAGAAGUGGGGAACAGCGGCAUGUUCCGCCCCGAGAUGCUUGAGCCGAUGGGCUUCCCCAAAGACGUGCAUGUGCAUGGGUGGGGCAUUUCGCUCGAGAGACCCACCAUGAUCCGAUACGGAAUCAAUAACAUUCGCACGCUGGUGGGCCACAAGGUGGCUAUAGAGGCAGUCGAGAAAUCACCGGCAGUGAGAUUCUGA